Molecule: messenger RNA, 2427 nt
Organism: Clonostachys byssicola
Lineage: Eukaryota; Fungi; Ascomycota; Sordariomycetes; Hypocreales; Bionectriaceae
Source: the annotation of a GenBank genome assembly
AUGACGUGGAGACCUGAUAAAGACACAAAUGAAGAUGAAGGCCAUUCGAAGCACUGGUUGCAGUUUCUCGACUCCUUGAAGAAGGAGGCCCCGGAUGAAUUCUCAAAGGCAGUUGUAAAACGCCAUCGAGGGUCCAACAGAGACAUGCCGAGCCCCAAGCCUAAUAAUGUCUUUCUUGAUUACAACGACGCAUAUGUUGCCAUGGAAAGGCGCAGAGAAGUGGAAAGGCGCAGAGAGUCGGAAAGGCGCAGAGAGUUGGAAAGGCGACGAGAGUUGGAAAGGCGCAGAGAGUACUCUCCAACAGGGCGCCAUAGUCCACCACUCCGAUCUCGUUAUGUGCACUUGCCAGAGGAAGACAGGCGCCGACGCCGGGAACGUAGUUCCUCCGGCUCCUCAUCAGGCUCAUUUACACGCGAACGAUUUAAUGAUCGACAUCGGGACAGCCGUGACAUGGGUGCCGCCUCUGUGUCCAUCGACCCUUCCAAAGCGGAGGAUGCCACUUUGCAUCUUUCCCUCCCCACGGCUUAUGACAUUGAAGAUGCCCUGGAAGAAGCGGCCAGGUUAAGGAGAAUUGGCCACUUCAAGGCUGCCAUCGAGAUAUACGAGCAAGAUCUGGGACACUUCUUGGAAAACGAGUAUGUCAUGGUUCAAUAUGGGGAAUGUCUUCUAGAUGCUGGGCGGAUCUCCAAGUUCUCAGGAUUAGACUUGAAGCGCCCAGGCCACCAGCCAAUGGAUAGUCUCUAUUUAAAUUGGGCGUUCACGAAGUUGCGACCAGAAGUCUCGACGGAUUUUCCUGCUUACCUGCACCAGGUAGUGGAUAGUUCAACAAGAAUAAUUUACCGAAACUGGCCUCGGCUGGACUCAACAGAGGUUCAAUUAUUAAAAUAUAGCUUGGACAGAAUCGGCGAUGAUGUCGACUGGGAUAGUCUCUAUUGGCACCUCCGCGGCGAGCAUAUGAUAUGGGAGUUUCAUGACCUUUUCCUUAGCAUGGCCUCCAAAUCUGGCCUCGAGGUCACCUGGCGUCGGUUACUCCGGGAUGGAGGGGGAGUUCUCACACACUGUCUGGAGCAGUUGGAUGAAGACUGGUUCAAAGAAGGCGCGGACAUCUCGACCAACUUCGCGCUUCUGGACAUCUUGACGCACUCUGGUCUGCUUUAUCUGAGAGUGCGGUCCACCAAGAUGAAAGCUCUGGAAUGCCUGGAAAAGGCAGGCGAGUACGCAGCCCUGCUCCGAUCCCAAGAUGCGAGCAAUGUCAAAUCCCGCCCGUACUUACGGUGGAUGGUGGCCAAGGCAAUGGUAGAAGAGUGUCCAGAUCGACCAUGGACUUUGAUAGAGAAUGAGCGAGGUUCUCCGACCCCCCUAUUCCGGGGGUUCAUGACCCCAACGGGGGUCUUUCCAGAUCAAUCCUGGCCAUUAUAUGCCCCCUUUGACGGCGAGCGGAUCCAAAUUGUAAAAGCAAAAUGUGGUGUUAUUAACAAAAGACUUGCUACCAUCGUCAAGGCUGCAGAAGAAAUGGGUGAUCUUCUGUUGAGGACCGCAUGUCUUAAGGAGCUAGUAUUGAACGGCGCAGAUGGAACGGAAGGCAUCAUGGAGAAGCUUGAGGACCUCUGGACGGAGAGUGGAUAUGCGGAUUCGGUAUCUCAAAUGCACCUUUACCAAUAUGUCCUGAUGCAAGAACCAUCCGAUGACGCCAAGGUUCGUCGCCGUAUCCUUCUGGAUGGCGAAACGAGCACCGGAUUGAUUUACUACACCCGGUGUAAGGUUAUGGCCGCCUUAGCAACUAGCGACAGAGAGGAGGGAUUUUAUGAUCAAAAGGCGGAAGACUACCAAGCAGCUCGCUACAGGACGAGGGAGCGUUCGAUAUCACAAGAGCGUCCCCGUCCUCACGCGACAGUUUACGAUCCUCAAGCGCCGCACAGAUCGAGCGGUAGUAGAGAGCGAGAAGAGUCCCCAAACUUCCUCAGACCCAGCGACGACCAGAGGAGAGAAGGAAGAUCGCAGGAAACAAGCCUGCAGACACUGCGAACUCCUCCCACACUCGCGCCUACUGAGCCCCUCACGCCUAAGCGCCUUGCUGCGAGGGAACAGCAGCAAAAUAUGAUCAUAAGAAAACGAGAAUAUGAGACCAUUGAUAGGGGGAGGAGGGACGCCACCGAGACGGCGAACGCUUCUAGCGGAGAGAAGACAGACCUUACAUUGACAGAAUACGGUAGCAAGGACUCGGUAACUGCUGAACAUGAGGAUGAGGAUGCCAAGUUUGAUGAGACUGAAACACCGCGACAUCCGGUGGAAUAUAGCGACCCAGAGGACGAGGACCUGCCUCGUCGAGACAGCAUAGAUAUUUUACCUCACGAGAACGCUGAGCUGGAGAGUAAUGAUGACAAUGGAGACGAGGGGCAGCCACACACCGAGAACGACGGCACAUAA